Molecule: messenger RNA, 1278 nt
Organism: Polistes dominula (European paper wasp)
Lineage: Eukaryota; Metazoa; Arthropoda; Insecta; Hymenoptera; Vespidae
Gene: Mlc2
Product: myosin regulatory light chain 2
Molecular function (GO): calcium ion binding
Source: RefSeq, a predicted model, not a curated record
GUUACUUAGACAAGUUCACCUCUAUGAUUCGGACAGUUGGUUCGUUGUAACCAUCUCGUACUAUUCUCUUAGAAACCAACUGUAGAUAUGGCGGAUAAGGAAAAGAAGAAGAAGACCAAAAAGAAGGAGGAGGCAGCUCCAGCGCCUCCUCCUCCAGAACCUGCGCCAGCACCAGAAGAAAAACCACCAACCCCUACUGGAACACCUAAGGAAUCUGGAUCUGCAAGAGCAAGUAGUCGUGGUAGCCGAAGGGCUAAACGAAGCGGUUCCAGUGUCUUUUCUAUGUUUACUCAGAAACAAGUCGCUGAGUUCAAAGAGGCAUUCGGACUUAUGGAUCAAGAUAAGGAUGGUAUUAUUGGUAAAAAUGAUUUACGUGCGGCCUUCGACUCGGUAGGUCGUCUUGCUACUGACAAGGAAAUCGAUGAGAUGCUCAAUGAGGCACCAGCACCUAUCAACUUCACCCAAUUGUUGAAUCUAUUCGCUGUUCGUAUGUCAGGAUCAGGCGCUGAUGACGAUGAUGUUGUAACUAAUGCCUUUAAGACCUUCGACGAGAAUGGCAAAAUCGAUGGCGAAAGACUGAGGCACGCCUUGAUGACCUGGGGCGACAAAUUCAGUGCAAAGGAAGUUGAUGAAGCCUAUGAUCACAUGUACAUCGAUGAUAAAGGUUUUAUUGAUACGCCAAGUCUCAUCGGCAUGUUAACUGGCACAGGCGAAGAUGAAGAAGAUUAAACUUAUAUUAUUAACACCCGAAAAAAGAAACUCAUUAAAUUUUUAUUCAUUGCAAACGAAUUUUCGUGUUAUGUCAGGUUCGCCGAGACCGUUUCUAAAACAUAAUGACAAAAAGUAUAGCACAGAUCAAACGCCUAGCAUUCCCUUAUCCUGUUCUCGAUGGUAAAGAUUUAGCUUUUUUAAAGGGACAUGUACAAAAAAAAAACGAUCUCAAUCCGUUGAGAACAAACAUUAUCUGCCAGGAUUAUUUUCGUGGCGUGUGCACUUACUGCGUAAUCUGAGGAUAAACGAGACUUCGAGUCAUACCAUAUAUAAUAUCGUUCAUAUAAUAAAAGUAUUUUCAAAUACCAUAACGAGACGACUCUCUCUCUCUCUCUCUUAUUGUGCAGUAGUCAUCAUAAAAUUGCAAGCGAUCUUAUGUGUAUGAAAGAGAAGCUGGUUAUUUUCACGCCAAUGUUAUUCUUGAUUGAUUUCUGAAUUUUCAAGCAAAUAUAAAAAGUACAUUUUUGUGGUAUAUUAAAAUAUUUCAAAUACAUUGUAAAUGUAAAA